Messenger RNA from Leptosia nina, 1026 nucleotides. The record is from the annotation of a GenBank genome assembly. Lineage: Eukaryota; Metazoa; Arthropoda; Insecta; Lepidoptera; Pieridae.
AUGGCUAGUGCAGAGUUUAGAAAGGACGUAAUGCCCGUUCGCCCUAGAAGCGUAUAUACAGCGCAUUCAUAUAAUCAGGAGGAAUCUAGUCUAUCCGCAUUUCAAGAUUAUAGCAAAUUCCUCGAGGGUGGGCUUGGGCAGGCGGAGUUAGUUGGAGCGACCGCAUGGCAGCCUCCCUGGCGCGCCCCCCUACAACGAAAAGCGCCAUUUUACCCCGGCGAUGACAUCUACCACGCUGAUACCUGGAGGGAGCUUGAGGUAACGGAUGUGGUUGGAGGUGCGGGCUACAAUGCAUCUGUAACGCCGCACGGCACUAUCUGUCUUCGCCUACGAGAUCGCGUCAAAGUGGAUAUGACGAUCGACGGGGCUGUUCGCGUGACGAACGCCAAGAACAACAUAAUAUUGGCACUGUCGAGAUCCGGUGCUGCGGCGGCUCUUAUUCACCCAAAUGGCAGAGUGUACCACUACGGCUCCCGAGUUGAGAUUCAAGCGCGCCACCAACAGGGAAACAAUAAGUACGCGAAGAUGUGGUACAAGGGCGUUUCUUUCACGGCGGAGCAGUGCGCGCUGGUGUACUUGGUGGAUGCUGCUGGAACCAGGACCACUACUGAUACCUUCCUUGACAUGAGCCAAGACUUCACUCUCAAUGUCUUUUACAAUGAGUCUCGUCACGGACCGUCGUAUGUGAAUGAAGCGCUGUCCAUACUCCAAGCAGCUCAGUACUGGUUGACUGAUGACGGAAUUGACAACUGGAUCAUUAACAAUGUCCGUGUGAGCCAAACUGCUGAUGGACUUGUUAGAAUUCAUCGCUGCAGUCACAAGUAUCAGUUGCGUACGAGCCCCAGCAACGGUUCUGCAUCUAUAACGAGCCCCUUUUUGCACUGCACGGCGUCACUUGGGCAAACUCAGCAUUUGUUUGUGCGACGCGGCGAGAGGCGAAUGCACUUUGAUGGCAACUCUUUUAUAGUUCGCAACGCUGGCCACUCAGCCGGCUUCGAUGACAAGAAUCAACUGAAGGUGUACUGA